Messenger RNA from Saccharomyces mikatae IFO 1815, 945 nucleotides. RefSeq names its product S-adenosylmethionine-dependent methyltransferase (gene MTQ1). The record is from RefSeq and is a predicted model, not a curated record. Gene Ontology annotation, biological process: protein methylation. NCBI's taxonomy places the organism in Eukaryota, Fungi, Ascomycota, Saccharomycetes, Saccharomycetales, Saccharomycetaceae. Bases 1 to 945 code for a protein of 314 amino acids. The transcript has a single exon. Gene Ontology annotation, cellular component: mitochondrion. Gene Ontology annotation, molecular function: protein methyltransferase activity.
AUGCCUCGAAUAUCUACAUCAUUAAUAAGGAAAGCUUCUAGAAUAAGACCUGGCUUGCAUCUCCUGCUUCCAGAAUGCAGGACUCUAGAACAGGCGAAACUAGAGUAUAAAUGGCUCGCUGAAGAGCUACCUCCGGGGAGAUCGAUUCGUUGGGCUUGUUUUCAGAGGUACAAUCAUGUUCCAUUGCAAUACAUCUUGAGGUCGCAACCAUUCGGGCCCCUAGAAAUUGUUUGUAAGCCAGGAGUGCUUAUACCAAGAUGGGAAACUGAGGAAUGGGUGAUGGACUUGGUAAAAAUUCUGAGUAAUUCGGCCCUAUUAAGCAACAAUGACCCCUUACAUAUUUGCGAUACAUUCACGGGAACAGGAUGUAUUGCUCUUGCCUUAAGUCAUGGUAUACCCAAUUCGAGCUUUACUGUGAUUGAUGUUUCGAGGAAAGCAAUUGAGUUGGUUAAGGAAAAUAUGUUGAAAAACAAGGUAAGUAAAGGCAAACUUAUUCAGCGCAAUAUUUUAUCUUCAAACGGCUGCAAUGAAUAUCCAUCCCACAUAGAUAUACUAACUGGUAAUCCUCCCUAUAUUCGAAAGAGACAUUUCAUUAGAGAUGUCACUACUUCUGUGAAGCUGUUUGAGCCAAGACUAGCAUUAAUAGGUGAACUUGAAUGUUAUGAAAAUUUAGUGGACCAUUGGCUAUCGAAAACAAACUCCUUUUUUUAUGAGAUAGGAGAUUUUGAUCAGUUUAGUUAUGUACAAAACCGCAUAAAAGAUGAUUCCAAUCUGAGCCGAAUCUGGUCCGUUGGCCUAAAAUAUGAUUCCAAUGGGAAUCCAAGGGUUGUAUAUGGGUUCAAAGCCACUCCCAAGGGAAGUAUAUUGCUUCAAAUUUUGGAACCUUUUGGGACUAUUAAGUAUUUAGCAACUGCACUCAGUAGACACAAAGCUAAUUCUAAGUAA